Molecule: messenger RNA, 1819 nt
Organism: Lacerta agilis (Sand lizard)
Lineage: Eukaryota; Metazoa; Chordata; Lepidosauria; Squamata; Lacertidae
Gene: LRRC59
Product: leucine rich repeat containing 59
Exons: 8
Coding region: 161-1081 (306 amino acids)
Molecular function (GO): protein binding
Source: RefSeq, a predicted model, not a curated record
GGCUUCUCUCGCUGGUUCCCGGGGAAAGCGCUCCGAGAGGAGGCGGUUGCGGAAGUGGCUGGCACGGGCAGGAGAGCGUCAGCAGUUCCGCUGGAGGGGCGGGGGCGAGGAACACAAGGGUAUUCACCGGGCUUGUUGGGAGACUGCUCUAUUGAAGAUUAUGGCAAAAUCUGGAGGAAAAGGAGUGAAUCUAAAAGACAAACUGGAGGGCAAUGAGUUGGACUUGAGCUUGUGUGACCUGAAUGAGGUGCCAGUGAAAGAACUGGCAGGGCUUUCAAAGGCUACCAUUUUAGAUUUGUCCUGCAACAACCUUACUACUUUGCCAUCAGAAUUCUGCAGCUUGACCCACCUGGUGAAAUUGGACCUUAGUAAAAACCAGCUUCAGCAACUGCCUUCGGACUUUGGUCGCUUGGUCAACUUGCAACACCUGGACCUCCUGAACAAUCGAUUAGUUACCUUGCCAGUCAGUUUUGCACAACUCAAGAACCUGAAGUGGCUGGAUCUGAAGGACAACCCUCUGGAGGCUGCCCUGGCGAAGGUAGCUGGAGAUUGCUUGGAUGAAAAGCAAUGUAAACAGGCUGCCACCCGGGUACUCCAGCAUAUGAGUGCCAUACAAUCUGAGCUGGAUCGUGAGAAGCAACGAAAACUACAGGCAGAGCGAGAGCUGGAGAAGAAGCGUGAAGCGCAGCAGCGAGUGAGGGAAGCCCAAGAGAGGGAACUCCGGAAGCGGGAAAAGGCUGAAGAGAAAGAACGGCGAAGGCGGGAGUAUGAUGCUAUGAGAGCGGUAAAGCAGGAAAUGGCAACACAAUCAAGGAAAGAAAAAGACGAGAAUCCAAAGGCCUCGCUUUCCUAUCCAUCCCACCCACCCCAACACAAACGUUCCUGGUCCAGAGUUCUAUUGAAGAUGCUGCUGUUCCUGCUGCUUGGUGCCCUCAGUACUCUGGCUGUCUGUAAGGUUACAGAGCUGCAGCACCAGCCCAUAUGCGUCCGUGUGAACAUGCUCUAUGAGGAGGCACUGUCCCUUUUGCAAAGCCGUGAAAUCCUUCGGAACGUACUGCAGCCGAACACGCAGCAGUCCUGAAGGACUCUUUCCCCUUGCCCGUACCACCACCUGCUUUUUUUUUUUGGUUUUGUUUUGUUUUUGCAUCAGCGCAGCCAGAAUUCCUAUGGAAUUAAGCUCUGGUGGAAAUUGCCUUCAGCCAUUCAACGCUGGGUUUAGGUGGCCAAAGUUCAAACAGCGCCAAACCACUUGCCCGGGUCGCUUCGCUUCGACUGCAGUUCCUGCGGUAAAUCAGAAUUUAUUGCCAUUCCCUUCCUCCCUAGUGGAUCCUUUCCUGGGCUGCAAAAUACAGACUUGCUGGUCUGUAUGCAAGCAAGGAGAGACAGUACCCUUAGUAGCAGCCUUGCUAUGAGAAGUGAUACCUAUUUUUGUCAUCUUAAGAAGUUUUUGUAUAUGUUGUCUCUUGAGUGUUACUGCUAUAGCAAAUACAUGCUCACUUUGGAAACAACUACUGUACCCAGGAGGACUGAAUGUAUUCAUCCACGGGAGAGUGGAGUCAUGGUUAAGGUUAGCUUUCGUAUAUGCAUAUGUAAUUUUUCUAAGCAGCUUGAUGUUGGAUUUGUAGGUGGAAACUGGUGGUUGUGGAAUGUAAAGACAACCUACCUAAGGGGUGCUGUUUUUCGAAAACGCCUAUCUACAUCCACAUCUGCCAAUACCUAAUUCUUUUCUUCCCAGAUAUUUCUAUACCAACCAAUGGAAGUAUUAUCAAAGUAUUGUGAAAUCUGCACCCAAAGUUUAGCAAGUAACACGUCAUUUCAU